This is a messenger RNA of Chrysoperla carnea, 1058 nucleotides long. RefSeq names its product clavesin-1. Gene Ontology annotation, cellular component: membrane. Gene Ontology annotation, molecular function: phosphatidylinositol bisphosphate binding. NCBI's taxonomy places the organism in Eukaryota, Metazoa, Arthropoda, Insecta, Neuroptera, Chrysopidae. The record is from RefSeq and is a predicted model, not a curated record. Bases 77 to 1045 code for a protein of 322 amino acids. The transcript is spliced from 4 exons.
UAAAAAUUUUGAUUUUUUUUUUUAUAAGUGUGUGUUUUUUGUGAUAACGUAGAAAAAACAAAGACUAAGUAAAAAAAUGGUCUCAGCAACUGAAUUAUUUAAUUCAAAUGAUGAAUAUAAAUGUACGCUCAGUCCUGAAUUACAAAAAUUAGCUCAGGAGGAGCUACGUGAAGAUGAGAACACAAGAACACAAGCAAUUCAACAAGUCCGUGAUUGGAUAAACAAACAUCCAAAUAUUAAAAAAUGUCGUACCGAUUCAAUAUUUUUAUUACGUUUUUUACGUACAAAAAAAUUUAGUGUACCAUUAACAUGUGAAAUGAUUGAACGCUAUUUAACAAUCCGUCAAUUAUUCCCCGAUUGGUUUACAAAAUUAGAUAUUGAAGAUAAAGAUAUUGCAGACAUUAUUGAUAAUGGAUAUUUGGUACCAUUACCAAAACGUGAUGACGAUGGUAGACAAGUUUUGUUAUCAUGUGCUGGAAAAUUUGAUCCAUUUAAACAUUCAUCAUCGCAUAUGGUUCGUGUGCAUAGUUUAGUCAUGGAAGCGUUAAUGGAUGAUGAAGUCAAUCAAAUUAAAGGAUACACUUAUAUUAAUGAUGAAAGUGGAUUACAAAUGGGACAUAUUAGUUUAUGGUCGUUAAAGGAUGUUCGUAAUAUUAUGAAAUGUGUUCAGAAAUCAUCACCAAUGCGACAUAAGAAUUCCCAUUUCAUUAAUAUUCCACAGUAUGCAGUUAAAAUUUUCGAAUUUGCAAUUUCAUUAUUGAGUGAUAAAUUAAAGAGUCGCAUUCAUCUUGAUAAAUCUAUUGAUGAAUUAAAAGCAAAAGUCAAUCCAAAAAUCCUACCCGAAGAAUACGGUGGUGAAGGUGGUUCAUUAAAGAGCAUGAUAGAAGAUUGUAAAAAAUUAUUACGUGAAAAACGUGAUGUAAUUUUAGCUUUAGAUGAAAUGCAAAUCGAUAUUAACUUUAAAGAUAAUCCACUUGUAUCUGAAAUGAAUGAAGAACUUGGUAUUGGUGUAGAAGGAUCAUUCCGUAAACUCUUAGUCGAUUAAAAAUAAUAAAUUU